Messenger RNA from Eleginops maclovinus (Patagonian blennie), 1942 nucleotides. It is a transcript of the gene emc9, whose product is annotated as ER membrane protein complex subunit 9. The coding region runs from base 203 to 820 and encodes 205 amino acids. The record is from RefSeq and is a predicted model, not a curated record. Gene Ontology annotation, cellular component: EMC complex. The transcript has 6 exons. NCBI's taxonomy places the organism in Eukaryota, Metazoa, Chordata, Actinopteri, Perciformes, Eleginopidae.
AAUCCGGCUAUGGGCGGAACCGGAAACCAGCGUUCAGACGUUUUCUGUCAAGUGAAACAGUUAGCCGUGACAGCUCUCCUAAAAAAGAUACAGCCGUUUAUUAACCCUUAUGAACCGUUAUAUUUGAUAAUUGCAAAGUACGAAUUUGUUUGUCGAGGCUACGUUUACUAUAUUUUAUCUCAUAUCUCAUAAGUAAGUCAUCAUGGGUGAAGUGGAGCUGUCUUGUCGGGCGUAUGUGAAGAUGUUCCUGCACGCCUCUCUGUUUCCUCGGUGCAGCAUCAACGGGCUGCUGCUGUCCUCCAGCUCUGCAGGCGGUGCUGUGUGUGUGACAGACUGUGUCCCGCUGCUUCAUUCCCACCUGCCUCUGGCUCCCAUCACACAGCUGGCCCUGACACAGGUUGAUGUCUGGUGUUCACAGACUCAGCAGAAGAUAGUGGGAUACUAUCAAGCCAACGCCUGCGUAUCAGACAGCAGCCCGACACCAUGUGCAAUGAAGAUAGCCGAUAAGAUUUCCGAGCAGUUUGACAAUGCAGUUUUGUUAAUGCUUGAUGGCAGUAAGAUGUCUUCAGACUAUCGGGUUCCUCCCAUCGUGAUUUACGAGCGCAAAGAUUCAAGAUGGCUGCUCAAAGACAAACACACGAUAAUGCUGAGACAGUGGGACGAGAUUCGGUCAAUAGCCACUCAGAUGCUGGAGUCGGGCGACCAAUCGCUGUUGGUGGAUUUUGACAGCCACCUGGACGACAUCACAAAGGACUGGACCAAUCAGAAACUGAAUACUAAGAUAGCCGAGCUCGCCUCGCCAGCCAACGGGAACAUCUAGACCGAGGUGUAGCAUCUGUUUGUAGAGCGCAGAUUAACUUAUGUUCUGACCCAACGUCAUGGGAUAUUUGUUUUAUAACAAAACGUCACAGAGCUUAGCUUUAUAUUUAUUAGACUGAACAGAGACAUAACAUAGAACAUGCAUAAAUAACAACAUAUUUACAGCCCCCCCCCCCCCACACACACACACACACAAUGCACCUGUGGUAUUUUUGUCUCUUGUUUAUUUCUAUGUACAUUACAGGCUCCAGGGGGUGGACAAAAUAACACAAACACCAUAUAAUGCAAUACAAAAGUCUAGCAGUAAAAACAAACUUGUUGCAGCUCUUUUUUUUGUCGGGUGUUUCAGGGAAUCAUGAUUAAGGUGGUAGUUAAUUUUCCUUAAAGCAGAUGCUGCUUCAAUUGUUCUCCUACAAACCAUUUAUAGCUUAUUAAAUGGCACUUUAAAGUAGUUUUAAGGAAAUAUACUUUAUGUUUAAGUCCUGUGGGGGUACUAGCACCAGACUACCUGCAAAUAUAUGCAAAUAUGUCUUCAAAGGAAAAGUUAGAAAUGCAGACAAAUACUAAAAACAUUGAUAAACACUUGAAAAUAUCCAUAUCUGCAUACAACUACAUCAUAGUGUACAUCCCAGAAUAUUAUCCUUAUAACUAAUAUCUAUAUUUUAAAACAAAUAUAUAUAAAUACCAAAUAUUCUGAGCUUCAGCAAACUGAUUUUUAGUGCAAGACUUUUGUAUUGAGAUUAAAGAUGUCUGCUUUUACCUUUACAGAACUAUUGUAAAACUAAUGUCUAGAGCAGUGUCACAAAACUAAUCAAACAUCCUGAACGUCUUCCCUGUUAAAGGUCAAUUAAGGUUAACUGUGUACACCUUGUAAUGUUGAUACAUUUAUAACGCAUAAACCGAACCGAACAUCCCAGAUGAAUAUUGUUUAACAGCAGACUGAACGUUGGUUAUUCCUCUAUAAGUGCUACAUGUUAAAAUACAGCCCAUAAUCGUCAAAGUGUAAAUGUUUGUGUUUCACCAACACAACCUACCAUGAUAAAUGAGUACCCCAAGAUUUGGAUUUAACUAACAAGCAUACCAUUAAAAAAAGUGCUCUUAUUAUUUUCACUACUCUACUGAA